AUGGAUCUGGUGGACCAUAGCCCUUUCCUGGUGCGGACGUCCUCAGCGAGCGACCUGUUCUUCCUGCCCGCCGGGAAAUUGCACGCGCUGGCUGAGACGUACCCGGAGGAUUUGCAGCGCCUGGAGGAGCGGUGCAGGAAGUUGGCCUGCGGCCUGCUGAGGUCCUGGGUGCGCCGGUUCCACUCUCGCUGCUGCCCCCGGCUCUUCAGCUACGCCUCCCAGGAGUUCCUGUCCGCCUUCGUGGAGCUCAUGCACGUGCGGCUCUACCGCGCUGAAGCCACCAUCUGCCGGGAGGGCGAGCCUGGCAACUGGGGCUUCUACCUGCACACAGGACGCAUGCGUGUGACCAAAAGCGGCGUGGAGGUGAGUCAGCUGUUCCAGGACGGCCGCGCCUGGCAGAGCUGGUGGGGCAUGCUGGAGGCAGGCAUCGGCAUCCGAAGGAAACUGCAGCAGAACUCCGCAGUGUCGCCAGUGCCGGCAGCGCAUGCCGCUGCCAGCCACAACCGGAGGGGCUCCAGGAGCUGCGCAGUGGGAAGUAUCGUGAGUGCCGGCUGCUGGACAAAGUUGCGAUCAGCCGCGCUCGGGGCUCGCCGCGGCUGCAGCGCUCGCUCGCGGAUCAUGCGGCGAAGCUACGGCCUGCUGCUGGGGCUGCCAGUGUGCUUCGUGCCCUCCUUUUGGUCAAGUAUGCGAUCGGGCGAGGACGUCGCCCCGAGCACAUCCUCACGGCAAGGCCUGGCCGGGCUGCGCGCGGCGCGCGCAGUGCGCACGGCGCGGCGGGCGGUGAUGGACCCGCCCACGCGCAUGGCGCCGCCGAGCUCGGCGGAGGUGCUGGGGCAGAGCUCGUCCUGGGCAGAGUGCAUCCUCGAGGAGUGCAACGAGGAGGGCUGCAAGAGGAUGGAGAACUGGGUCUUCCGGAAGGAGCACGCGGAGGACUACCAGGCCUUCCUGAACAUCCGGAACGUGAAGCCUCAAGGCUUCCUGCCCUACCACGGCUCCAACUCCUUCAAUACCUCCGUCAUGUGCCGGGAGCGGGCCAUCGACGUGUCCCUCACCUGCGCGGAGUGUGUGCGGCUCAUCAUCGGGGGCCCUUACGGCGCCCGGGGGGUGGCAGUGGGCGCCUACCCCCCAGAGGCGCAGGUCUUGCCUUGCCUGGACCUUUCGAAGAGGCUCCCGAAGACGAAGGCGAAAGAGCACGAGAGGCAUUUGGAGCUGCUGAACAAGCACAUGGACGCCAUGCGCAGCAUCGCGAUGUUCGCGGACUGCGGGAAAGACUUCCUGGAAGUGCUGAAAGGGGAAUUCGCUCAGAGGCUCUGUGCGCGGGAUGAGGUGGUCUUCAAGGAGAGCGAGCUCGGGGAGGAGAUGUUCGUCUUGGCCCUGGGCAAGUGCAAGGUGCUUCGCAGUGGCAGCGACCGCCCGGUGAGCCGCCUGCACCCGGGCUCCGUCUUCGGGGGGCACGCGGUGCUGGGCAUCUCUCAGACGCGGAAGGAGACGGUCAUGGCGGACACGGUGUGCGACCUCCGGGCGCUGAGCCGCAAGGCGCUGCUGCGGGUCUUGGAGCGGUUCCCCGAGGAGGAGGAUCGCAUCCUCGCCAUCGUGGAGGCUCACGGCGAGAGCCGCAAGGCGGCCUCGUUGGCGCUGGCGCAGGCCAGCGCUGCGGAGGGGGGCUUCAGCCAGGACUUCAUCCGAAUGCUCGUGGACAACAUGUACGAGCAGCCCUUCAUGGUGAACCAGGCGAUCCUGCAGCAGGGCACCCCAGGGACGCAUUUGGUGGUGCUGGUGCAUGGCAUGGUGGAGAUCGAGGCCAACGGCAUGGUUGUGGCCACAGUGAACGCUCCGGGGAUCUUUGGGGAGAGAGGGCUGCUUGUCUCGGGCAGCAGAAGCGGCGCCACGGUGAGAGCCACCACGGUGGCCGAGUGCAUGAUGCUGCCGGUGGACGGGCCCUCCACCCCGGUGAUUCGGCAGCUCUACGAGCAGGACAUGAAGACGCUGGAGCGGAUGCUGCAGAAGAAGAUGGCCUCCACGGUGCAGCGCCUCGCCACCGAGAAGGGCUCGAACCUCCCGACGCAGCAGAGCACCAGCUUCCUAAAGAACUGCGACCCCUCCUUCCUGACGCGCAUGGCCCAGCAUUUUGAGAAGCAGGUCUUUCUGCCUGGCCAGAACUUGGUGGAGAAAGGCUAUGACGCGGGCUUCUGCUUCCUCAUCCAGCAAGGAGAAGCUAUUGUGGAGAUUGACGGUCGCCUUAUCAAGCGGCUGAUGCCUGGGGAGUUCCUGGGGGAGCUGGUGGCCCUGGGCUUCGCGGAGGUGGCCACCGCCACCGUGCGCGCAGAGACCAGGAUGCUGACCUUCGCCAUCAACAACACGGCCUUCCGGGAGGUGGUGGACGAGUUUCCCGAGGAGAAGCAGAAGCUGUUGGACUUGAUUCAGCAGAGGCCGCAGGUGGAGCCGAGGCGCCGGGGCUCGCGCACCUUCGCCGCCGCGGUGAUGGCCGUGAGCUCCAUGAACUCCGCGCGGCGGGAGCGCGAGGAGAAGGCGGUGCAGCCCGUGGAGGAAGGUAUGGUGGAGACCUUUCAGCAGGAGGUGAAGCGGCUCCCGGGCUACCGCAGCGGCAUGAGCUGGGUGCGUCAGCGCCGCGCCGCGCUGGAGGAUGCCUCGUACCUGCGGAUGAUGCGGUCGCAGAUGCGGCCGCAGGACACCUCCAGCUUCGCGCCGGUGCUGCCCCCGCCCAGCACCGCGCCCAUGGCCGCGGCGGCGCGGCCCGGGCCGCCGCCGGGGCCACCGCCCAGGCGGCCGCGCCAGGUGCAGGCCGCCGCGUCGGUGUCGGGAGAAGCGAGGCUCAAGAAGUCCCAGAGGGUCUAUGGCAGGAAGGUGUGGCUGGAGACCUGCCAGCCUCGGUCUGCCCCCAACCAGCCGAAUGAGAGCGAGGCCGACCCGACGCUGGAAGAGGAAGACUGCCUUGGCCCCCUGGACAACGAGUCCGUGUCCAGCGAGCCGAAGGAUCGCUUCGAACAGCUCUCCCCACGCCUGACGCAGCACUUGGCCGGCUGGUUCGGGGAGGCCAGCGGUGAAGAGGCGAAGGAGCCGGACGCCAUCGCGCAGCUGAGCAGCUUCCUGCAGCAGGAGGAGGAGCUAGCGGAGAACGAGAGGAAAGAACGCAGCCAAACUGCCCUGGCCCGGAUCUUCCGGGCUUGGGACCUGGCUGUAGGAGGCGCCGCGGACUGCGAGCGGCCGAGCUCGCGCGUGGAGGAGUUGGACUACUGCGAGGGAGGCGAUGCCUGGCGAGAAAUGGAGGCUGCAGAUUGUGUCACCGACCUCCUGUGCAUUGCCAUUCGCUCCGGCCUGCCCUAG
Effrenium voratum is the source of this 3345-nucleotide messenger RNA. The record is from the annotation of a GenBank genome assembly. NCBI's taxonomy places the organism in Eukaryota, Dinophyceae, Suessiales, Symbiodiniaceae.